AUGAGCCAAGAGCAGCCAAGGCGUCCCCAAGCUGAAGACCAGGAUCCCAUCAAGUACGGCGACGUUUUCAAUGUCUCCGGCGACCUCGCCCAGAAGCCUGUUGCUCCGCAAGACGCCGCCAUGAUGCAGAGCGCUGAAACCCGCGUGUUCGGCCAGACACAGCCCGGAGGUGUCGCCGCCUCCAUGCAAUCCGCUGCUAGGCUAAAUGAACAAGCUGGUCUUGUUGGUCACCGUGACGUCAACGACAUCACCGGCGACCGUGGUGUCACUGUCAUGGAGACUCAAGUUGCUGGAACACGCAUUGUAACAGAAUCAGUCGGUGGUCAGGUUGUGGGACAGUAUGUUCAACCGAUCUCAAAUCAACCGGCACAGGCCGGGGCGGGAGCUGGGGCAGCCGGAGAUGACGCGGUAAAAUUAACCAUAGGGGAAGCUCUAGAAGCUACGGCUCAUACAGUGGGUGACAAGCCGGUGGAGCAGAGUGAUGCCGCCGCAAUACAAGCGGCGGAGAUGAGGGCAACCGGAAGGAAUGAGAUAACACCAGGUGGACUGGCGGCGAUGGCGCAGUCGGCAGCGGCUUACAACUCGGGAUGUGCUAGGGAAGAAGACAAGAUCAAGAUGAGUGACAUUAUGUCAGGUGCGACGGCAAGGUUGGCUGCGGACAAGCCGGCGACACGGCAAGAUGCUGAAGGAGUGGUGGGUGCAGAGAUGAGGAACAACCCUAAUGUUAUGACCACUCCGGGAGGGGUGGCGGCUUCCGUAGUCGCCGCGGCCAGACUCAACGAGAAGUCAGCCAACCAGUAA
Messenger RNA from Neltuma alba, 801 nucleotides. Its product is annotated as late embryogenesis abundant protein D-34-like. The coding region runs from base 1 to 801 and encodes 266 amino acids. The record is from RefSeq and is a predicted model, not a curated record. Lineage: Eukaryota; Viridiplantae; Streptophyta; Magnoliopsida; Fabales; Fabaceae. The transcript is spliced from 2 exons.